Molecule: messenger RNA, 6619 nt
Organism: Thamnophis sirtalis
Lineage: Eukaryota; Metazoa; Chordata; Lepidosauria; Squamata; Natricidae
Source: RefSeq, a predicted model, not a curated record
AUGAUAAAAUUAUCUGUUGCUACAGAUGGUUCUGAUUCCAGAGAUAAACCAAAACUCUAUCGUUUGCAACUAAGUGUGACAGAAGUUGGUACAGAAAAAUUUGAUGACAACUCCAUUCAGUUAUUUGGUCCAGGAAUUCAGUCACAUCACUGUGACCUUACUAACAUGGAUGGAGUUGUUACAGUGACUCCCAGAAGCAUUGAUGCUGAAACUUACGUAGAAGGUCAACGGAUCUCUGAGACCACUAUGCUGCAAAGUGGUAUGAAAGUUCAGUUUGGGACCUCUCAUGUAUUUAAAUUUGUGGAUCCCAUUCAAGAUCAUAUUCCUAAAGGACGUCUAGAUGCAGGUCACAUGGUCAAAAGUUCACGUCUCAAAUCUGGAGGUGUACAAGAAACUACUUUUGAUUUGGAAGGAGACAUCCAAAGUGUAACAGGAUUAUCUACAAGCAAGAGCAUCAAUAGACUGGACUGUGACAGAAUGUCAACUUCUAGCACAGCUGAACGAAGCAUGGUGAAACCAAUGAUCAGAAUAGAACAGCAAGAUUAUCACAAGCAGGAUGGCAGACUACAGGAUGGUCCAGAAUUGAUACUACCUGCAAGCGUUGAAUUCAGAGAAAACUCUGAGGAUGCUUUUUUGUCUGCCAUCAUCAAUUACACUAAUAGCUCAACAGUUCAUUUUAAGCUAUCGCCUACUUAUGUUCUGUACAUGACAUGUCGGUAUGUAUUAUCAAGCCAGUACAGACCUGACAUCAGUCCUGCUGAACGAACUCACAAAGUCAUUGCAAUAGUCAACAAGAUGGUGAAAAUGAUGGAAGGAGUUAUACAAGAGGUAGACCAGGUUGAUCAGAAACAGAAGAAUAUUGCUGGGGCACUUGCUUUUUGGAUGGCAAAUGCAUCUGAGUUGCUAAACUUUAUUAAGCAGGAUCGAGACUUAAGCCGAAUCACAUUAGAUGCACAAGAUGUUUUGGCACACUUAGUUCAGAUGGCAUUUAAAUACUUGGUCCACUGUCUUCAGUCAGAGCUUAAUAACUACAUGCCUGCAUUCCUUGAUGAUCCAGAAGAGAAUAAUCCUCAAAGACCUAAAAUAGAUGAUGUCUUACAUACAUUAACUGGAGCCAUGUCCCUGUUGCGACGAUGUAGAGUGAAUGCAGCACUGACAAUACAGCUCUUCUCCCAGCUGUUUCAUUUUAUCAACAUGUGGCUUUUUAACAGAUUGGUUACUGAUCCAGAUUCAGGACUGUGUUCACAUUAUUGGGGAGCUAUUAUUCGUCAACAGUUGGGUCAUAUAGAAGCCUGGGCAGAAAAACAGGGCUUGGAGCUGGCUGCUGAUUGUCAUCUCAGUCGGAUCGUACAAGCAACUACAUUACUUACUAUGGAUAAGUAUUCUCCUGAAGACAUUCCUAAUAUUAAUAGUACCUGUUUUAAACUCAAUUCUUUACAACUGCAUGCAUUGCUACAAAACUAUCACUGUGCACCAGAUGAGCCAUUUAUUCCACCAGAAUUAAUAGAAAAUGUGGUAGCUGUUGCAGAAAAUACUGCUGAUGAACUAGCUCGUAGUGAUGGUAGAGAAGUACAGUUAGAAGAGGACCCUGAUCUUCAGCUUCCUUUUCUUCUCCCAGAAGAUGGUUACUCAUGUGAUGUUGUCCGAAACAUUCCAAAUGGAUUACAGGAAUUUUUAGAUCCACUCUGCCAAAGAGCUUUUUGCAGGUUAACACCUCAUCCACGCUCACCAGGAACUUGGACAAUAUAUUUUGAAGGUGCAGAUUAUGAGAGCCAUCUGUUACAAGACAAUGCAGAUUUGGCUCAGCCACUGAGGAAAGAACCUGAAAUAAUUACUGUAACACUGAAGAAACAAAACGGGAUGGGACUAAGCAUAGUUGCUGCUAAGGGUGCUGGUCAAGAUAAACUUGGCAUUUAUGUCAAAUCUGUGGUAAAAGGUGGUGCUGCAGAUGUGGAUGGUCGAUUGGCUGCAGGGGAUCAGUUGCUUAGUGUGGAUGGGCGCAGUUUGGUUGGACUUUCUCAAGAAAGAGCCGCAGAACUGAUGACAAGAACAGGAACAGUAGUCACAUUAGAAGUGGCAAAACAAGGAGCAAUUUACCAUGGUUUAGCAACAUUGUUAAAUCAACCAUCUCCAAUGAUGCAAAGAGUUUCAGAUCGUCGUGGCUCAGGUAAACCCCGACCAAAGAGUGAAGGUUUUGAGCUAUAUAACAAUUCUGCUCAGAAUGGAUCACCUGAAAGCCCUCAGCUGCCUUGGACUGAAUAUAAUGAACCAAAGAAAUUACCAGGGGAUGAUAGACUACUGAAGAAUCGAGCCGAUCACCGAUCUAGUCCCAAUGUAGCAAAUCAGCCUCCAAGUCCAGGGACCAAAAAGGCUUAUACUGGAGGAACUACAAAUAAGAUAACUUCAGUGUCUACUGGAAAUCUUUGCACAGAGGAACAGGUACUACCAGCUAGACCUGAAGCAUAUCCAAUUCCAACACAAACUUAUACCAGAGAGUAUUUCACAUUCCCAGCCUCCAGGUCUCAGGAUCGAAUGGGUCCCAUUCAGAAUCAAUGGGCAAAUUAUGAAGAAAAGCCCCAAAUUCCCACUGAAAGUAAUCACUAUAUCAAUAAUGCAAAUCAGCGUGUAACCCGUUCUGAAGAGGAACUACGGGAUGAUAACAUUUAUCAGGCAGAAAGGAAUCAAUUAGAAGUUGCCAUGCAAAAAGAUAUGGGAUAUAUUGAAAGAAAAUCAGAUAGCGAUCCAUGGAUGAAUUCUUCUGUGGAUUCUAGCACAUCAAGCCAGGAGCAUCUAAACAGUUCCUCUAAAUGUAUCUCCUCUGGAUCUUCUUUAACCAAAAGUGGACCUGGCCGUUGGAAAACACCUAUAAUUACUCAACCAAUGUUGCUGGCAGUUUCUCAGUCCACAAGGACAGACCUACCUCCCCCUCCCCCUCCCCCACCAAUGCACUAUGUAGCUGACUUUGACGGACUGCAAAUGGAUUUACCUCUCCCACCACCACCUCCACCUGCAAAUCAAUUGGGGUCACAGUCAUCUCAGGUUGCUGCUGCUGCAGAGCGCAAAAAGAGAGAAGAACAUCAGAGAUGGUAUGAAAAAGAAAAAGCACGCUUGGAGGAAGAACGAGAUAGAAAACGUCGAGAGCAGGAAAGAAAACUGGGGCAAAUGCGUGCUCAGCCACUAAUGCCAGCUCAAUCAUUGCCUCCUCCUCUUCAGCAGGUGAAACCGGAGAAGCCUUCAACACUGCAGAGGUCUCAUGAGACGGUGAUUAGAGAAUUGCAGCCCCAACAACAACCCCGAACCAUUGAACGAAGAGAUCUCCAAUAUAUCACCAUAAGCAAAGAAGAGCUGUCCUCUAGUGAUAGUCUGUCUCCUGAUCCCUGGAAAAGAGAUGCUAAGGAGAAGCUGGAGAAGCAGCAGCAGAUGCAUAUUGUGGAUAUGCUAAGCAAAGAGAUUCAAGAACUUCAAAAUAAGCCAGAUCGAACAGGCGAAGAAAAUGACCGCCUGCGCAAGCUCAUGCUGGAGUGGCAAUUCCAGAAACGACUUCAAGAGUCAAAGCAAAAAGAUGAGGAUGAAGAUGAGGAAGAAGAUGAUGACAUCGAUACUAUGCUGAUUAUGCAACGACUAGAAGCUGAGAGAAGAGUGAGGCAGACUGCUUUGCCAGCAAUCUCUGUUCUAGAUUUGUUACAGGAUGAGGAGCGUAGACGGCAGCAGCAAUUGGAGGAAAUGCGCAAACGGGAAGCAGAAGAUAGGGCCAGGCAAGAAGAAGAGCGUUGUCGCCAAGAGGAGGAGCGGACAAAGCGAGAGGCUGAGCAAAAGAGGCGACAGGAAGAAGAAUAUUAUAAUCGCUUAGAAGCAGAGAGACGCCGCCAGCAUGAUGAAGCAGACCGGCGAUUGCUGGAGCCCGAUGAGCCUGGUCUGUACAGACCUCCGCUUCCACGGGAAUAUGAAUUUCCCUCCCCACCCCUUUCAUCUAAUGCUCCUCCUCCCCCACCUCAACGAAACACUUCUUACCUCAAAACUCAGGUCCUCUCUCCUGACACGAUUUAUACUGCCAAGUUUGUUGCAUACAAUGAUGAGGAGGAGGAGGACUCCUGUCUAGCAACAGGUCAGGAUAAGUACACCAGUACAAGAAAGUCUUGCGGUGACCUUCCUCCUGUCCCCCCUAAGCCACAGCAGCCCUCCCGCCAGCCACGCCCAGUCUCAGAUGGCCUCUGUCUGUCCAACUCAUAUCAGCCCUCCGCUGUCAAUGCCAACAGUACUGCUAACAAAAUGAGCCAACCCCCUCCCCCACCACAAAAGCCAAGUUUCAUCAAUCCCAGCAACACAAAAGGCUCAAACUACACUGGAUCUACUGGAGCACUUGCAGGUUCACAGGAAUCUUAUUCAGACCCAAGAGAGAAGAAAUUGAAAUGUCAGGAUACAGAUAUACCUGGUGCACCAGAGAACUUGACUUUCCGGGAGCGACAAAGACUCUUUUCACAGGGUCAAGAUGUGUCUAACAAAGUAAAGGCAUCUAGGAAAUUAACAGAAUUGGAAAAUGAAUUAAAUACAAAGUAGGAUAACCAUCACCUUAUCAAAAAAUCAGAAAAUCUCUAUGGAACUAGGGUUGGGCAGUUCAAGGAGGAGAAGAAUCUCAUACCAAAUGGGAUAAUUCUUUUCCGUCUGGACUAUUUCUUUCUAAACUAUAUGUUGCAAUAGCAAGAAAUUCAAUUAUUUGCCAAGUGCUUGUGGUUUAUACAAUUGAGGCACUGUAAAAUAUAUUUUAAUUAAAUAAAUCAAAUGUCAUGUCCUUUUCCACAUCAUUGUCCUUCAGCUGCUUUUGGAACUGUCUGGAAUUGUUGCUUCCUAGUCUUUUACAAAACAUGUAAACAUCUGUUAAGCAGAAAGAGUGGCUGUAGCUUGAACUGCCUAACUACCACUGCUUGUUGCACUGUAGGUUUGAUACAAGUAUAAGGUAAUAUAAAAUUUUAAGAGAUCUUGGGAGCUAGUCUUUCAGAUUAGUAGCAUAAUAGAGAACACUAAUAUUAGGGGUCCAAUUUCUAUAGAUAAACCCUUGCUAUAAACACACUUGAUUUUUAGAAGUAAAAGGGCUCCGUUAUCAUGUCCAUACUAAGCCACAUAGAGUAUUCUAUGUACACCUAGAUUUUGGACAUUAAAUACUUGACUGGUUUUGAUGGCAGUCCAGCAAUGUAACAAGAUAUGCAUCCUAUUUUUCCGACUGUCUUAUCUCUUCUUACACUGAAGUAUUAAUCACUUCUAAAACUUGAGUUUUGAAACAUUGAUAAGAAUUUAAAAAAUAAGAAAUAUUGGACACUGGGUAUGGUGGUGUGUGUGCGUGUGUGCGUAUGUAUUGUUUUAAAGCUAUUCUGAAAUGUCACACUUUAGCAAUAUGGAAUAAACUUCAAGUGGUAGCUCCAUUAUAGCCAAGAUAAAACCAAAGUUAAAUAUUCACAAAUGGACUAAAGACAUCAAUUAUCAGUAGCAGGAAAUUAAGCACUACACGCAGGGGAAAUGUGGUUACUUGUGGCUGCAAAAGGAAAGAAAAAUUGCCUUUCAUUAAGAAUUUCCUUUGAGGGAACCUGGCAAUAUUCUGAUGGCAUGUCAUCAGACGUUUGUAUAGAAAAGUGCUGGUCAAGGUACCUCUAGUUAGCUAUUGUUCUUUUUCUUUAUAUUGUAGAAUUGUAGAAGAUGUUGGCAGUUCAAGCUAUUUUACACACUAUGUUGCAGGAUUAUUUAAUUUUUAAAUGGUUGAAAUCUGUUUCACCCGCUGAUCUUUCAGCUAUAUGUAUAGCUGAUGUUAAGAAUAAAGACCUCAUCUUAGUUUGUUUUCGCAUUGUGUGAUGCUUAAAACAAUAUAUUGUGAUUCUAAACAAAUUUUCUAUUUGAUAAAGUCCUUAAUUGGGUUUUAGAUGAUUUUUCUGUAUAAUAUGUUCUCUUAUAAAUAUAUAUUUAGGGAAUUAUGCACACUUCCAAAUGCAGAGGGUAGACUUUACUGCCUUAGAAAUCACUUUUAAUAAGAGUUGUAUGAUAAAAAAAUAAAUGCAAGUUAAAGAUAAAAUUGGAGUGUAAAUAUUUUUUUUACAUAGUUCAGGUUUCUUAUUUGAAAGUGUUCUUUUAAUGUUCAUCUGUUAAAUAUGAAGUAGAAGAUUAAAUUGGUUGAAAGUGUUAAUGAAGGAUUGCAUGCUUGUUAUGUCUGUUAUUCAGGGAAAAAAGGAGGUGUCCCCCAAUUUAUCUUGAGAACACUAGAUAUUCUGUGGCUGGAAUACUGUUGCUGCUAGAAUUUAAGGAAAAAAUAUUAACUUACUGUGGAGUGGAUUUGAACACUAUUGGGCUGGGGAGGGCAACUAUGGCAACUUUACAACCUGUGGAUUUCAACUCCCAGAAUUCCUGAGCCAGGAAUUCUGGGAGUUGAAGUCCAUAGGUCUUAAAGUUGCCAUAGUUGUCCACCUCUGCUUAUUGGGCAUUCAAGCCAUGUGAAUAUGAAUAAAAAUGCUUUUCAUAACUAUUGUUGCAUUAUGGAGAAAACAACAUAAGAACUGCUGUGGUUUCCCAUUUCUACUGUAUUUCACUUGCAACCUAUUUUUAAUAAACUUUGUAUUGUAUUUAACUUUGCACUGUA